CAAAUAAUAUUGGGUGAUAUGGUCUGGUGUGGGGUUUUUCAGAAUCCAUCAGGCUUUAUCAAUCAGAUAAAGAGUCCUUUCUUUAUUCCUUUUUUUUUUUUUUUUUGCAUAAUGUAGGACUAAACAUCUGGAGGCUUAAUCUAAUCACUCAUCCUGAGUGUCAACCCAAGUCCUUCGCUAUUUGGGGUAAAUUGUUAUGAACCCCAUAGUGGCCGUAGCGUGACAGUGUAUUCCAGUGUUCGUUAUUGUGUAUUUGGUGUAACAGAGGGUUCGCUGACGACUAUGCCAUGAAACAUUUCCUGUUGGCCACGCAUACGCUGAUUCACGGGUGAGUAAAGCACCAGCUGAGAUUUGGCGCGUGGCGUGUCGGUGCAUGUCGCGGGAGAGGUGUUUUAUAAGCGCCCAUCAGGGACGUGCCGGGCAGAUUCAGGUGUUCGUUGAAUGGAACGGACCAACCAUAGUAACAUUCAGUUUUGAGAAGUUUUUUGUGGAUUCCAUUAAUUUAUAGUUCUGGAACAUGAGGAGUGUUGGGAUUUUUCUCUGCAUGGUAUUUAUCUCUUACCCUGUUGAUGGAACAUAUCGAUUCGAACGAGGAGCUCACUGCCAGUGCAACGGGAAAGCGCUGUACUGUGUCAGGGAUACUCAGGGCUUGCUCUGCGUGAAGUGCCAAGGAAACACAGAAGGCCGGCAAUGUGAACUCUGCAAGGAGGGAUACUACCACCAGAGGGCAGACCAGAGCUGUAUCUCCUGCAACUGCAACCCUACAGGUUCCCAGGGUUCCCCUUGUGACAGCGAGGGCCGCUGUCGUUGCAAAGAGGGCUUUAAGGGGGAGAAGUGUGACCGCUGUGCUAACGGUGCUCCAAUCUCAGCCACAGGCUGCGCACCUCUCAAGUAAGUGGGGCUUACAUAGUGUGGGAGCCGAAGGCAAGACAUAUUGUGGUCUGUGCUAUCAUUUGUGGGCUGUAAUUGAGAAAGCUUUUGCCUUGACUCCGAUAAGGAGUUGAUGAUCUACAAGAGUUUUUGUCUCUAGAUUCGCAUUGUUUUGAAAGACAAUAUUAUUGUUCUAACUCUAAUUCAUGUCUGUUACAGUUUAAAAU
Clupea harengus (Atlantic herring) is the source of this 1097-nucleotide messenger RNA. It is a transcript of the gene lamc2, whose product is annotated as laminin subunit gamma-2-like. Gene Ontology annotation, biological process: animal organ morphogenesis; tissue development. The transcript has 3 exons. Bases 518 to 895 code for a protein of 125 amino acids. The record is from RefSeq and is a predicted model, not a curated record. Lineage: Eukaryota; Metazoa; Chordata; Actinopteri; Clupeiformes; Clupeidae.